AGCAUCCUCUUGAUCACACACUCUGCGGUUGCCAAUGCUCCCCUCCACGCUGUCAUGUACUUCACCGCAGCGCGUCCACCAGCUUCUCCCAUUUUCCACGGCCACAGCCGCCGCCAUCGCCGCCAAUUCCGUUCCCGCCCCAACCCUCCCUGAGUCGUACAAAAUCCAGCCUCCAGUAAAGCCCUGGCCCCACAGACUCAACCCGAAGCUCUUAGCAUCCCUGAUCACGCGCCAGCACAACCCCGACCUCUCCCUCCAAAUCUUCCACUACGCCCAGAACCACUACCCUCACUUAUCCCACAACCCCCAAACCUACCAAGCCAUUUUCCUCAAACUCUCACGCGCCCGACUCUUCCCCCAAAUCGAGUCCCUCCUCACGCGCCUCCCUUCUCAAUGCGGCGAGGAACCUCUCCUCACCGUCAUCCGCGGCUACGGCCUCGCCGGGAAACCCGAAAAUGCCCUCAGAACCUUCCUUAGACUCGAAUCCCUUGGUGUCCAACCCUCCAUUAGGUCCCUGAAUGCUCUUCUCAACGCAUUGGUUCAGAACAGACGGUACCGUUUGGUGCAUUUGGUGUUCAAGAGUUGUAGGGAUAGAUUUGGGGUUGUGCCCAAUGUGGUUAGCUUUAACAUCUUGCUCAAGGCGCUUUGUAAGAAAAACGGGGUUGAUGUUGCGGUUCGGGUUUUGGAUGAAAUGAUUGCAAUGGGUGUGGUGCCUAAUGUGGUUAGUUAUACCACUGUUUUGGGUGGAUAUGUGUGGAGGGGUGAUAUGGAUAGUGCAAUUAGUGUUUUUGGUGAGAUUUUGGAUAGAGGGUGGGUGCCUGAUGUAACUACUUACACUGUUUUGAUGAAUGGGUUUUGUAGGUUAGGGAGGUUGGUUGAUGCAAUUAGGGUUAUGGAUGAGAUGGAGGAGAAUGGGGUUGAGCCUAAUGAGGUUUCUUAUGGUGUUAUGAUUGAGGCUUAUUGUAAGGCGAGGAAGUCUGGGGAAGCGGUUAACUUGCUCGAGGAUAUGCUUGGGAAGGGUUAUAUCCCGAGUUCGGCGUUGUGUUGUAAGGUUGUUGAUUUGUUCUGCGAGGAAGGGAAUGUUGAGAGGGCUUUAGAGGUGUGGAGGAGGCUUUUGAGGAGGAAUUGUCGGCCUGAUGGUGCGCUUGUGAGUACGAUUGUGCAUUGGCUUUGCAAGAAGGGGAAGGUGUUGGAGGCAAGGAGCAUGCUUGAUGAGUUGGAAAGUGGGUCGGUUGCGAGUCUCUUGACGUAUAACACACUGAUUGAUGGGAUGUGUGAGAGAGGAGAGCUUUGCGAGGCAGGAAGGCUGUGGGAUGACAUGGUGGAAAAGGGUCGUGCUCCUAAUUCUUUUACCUAUAAUGUGUUGGUUAAAGGGUUUUGUAAGGUUGGCAAUGUGAAGGAGGGUGUCAGGCUUCUGGAGGAGAUGUUGGAAAGUGGUUGUUUGCCUAACAAAUUGACCUACUCAAUAUUGAUUGAUGGGCUUUCUGCUUCAGGUGAAAUGAAAGAAGAAAUUGACAAGGUAGUUUCACUGGCUGCAUCAACUGGAGUUGAUGGUGAAUUGUGGGAUCUUUUCUUAAAACAUGUUGUGGGCAAUUUAGAUGGCAAUGCAGCUGAACUUGAUAGGAUAUUAAUAGAGAAUGCAGUGUCAUAAUGGAAACUUUUUGGGAUGUGUUGUUGUAUCUGAUUUGGAAGGUGAUGUGAUGACAAAAGGAGAUUGAACGCAGGGCAAUUUUAUCUGAUGCAGAGGUAUUCUUAUAGCUUGUAUGCUCUCCAGUUAGUGAACUACGAAGUGUUAAUCAAUUGACUGACUGGGAACAUUUCUUUACUGGAUUUUUGUCCAUAAUUUGAUCAAUUACAAUGGCAGACCAUUAUGGUUGCUCAUCAACCCCAAGUUUCUUCAUUACAAAAUUUAAUCAUCAUCUUCAUCCCCUUCGACUUAUGGAAAGUUCAUUAUAAAAAUAUGGUGACAUGGGUGGGCUAUGUUUUUGUUGUCUGCCCAAAGCUGGGAAUGAAUU
This is a messenger RNA of Abrus precatorius (Indian licorice), 2015 nucleotides long. RefSeq names its product pentatricopeptide repeat-containing protein At5g16420, mitochondrial. Gene Ontology annotation, molecular function: protein binding. NCBI's taxonomy places the organism in Eukaryota, Viridiplantae, Streptophyta, Magnoliopsida, Fabales, Fabaceae. The transcript is spliced from 2 exons. Bases 35 to 1651 code for a protein of 538 amino acids. The record is from RefSeq and is a predicted model, not a curated record.